Molecule: messenger RNA, 2622 nt
Organism: Drosophila montana
Lineage: Eukaryota; Metazoa; Arthropoda; Insecta; Diptera; Drosophilidae
Gene: Paip1
Product: Poly(A) binding protein interacting protein 1
Exons: 6
Coding region: 360-2036 (558 amino acids)
Biological process (GO): regulation of translational initiation
Molecular function (GO): translation activator activity; protein binding; RNA binding
Source: RefSeq, a predicted model, not a curated record
CGAAGAUGAUAAUUGUUGAAAAAUAUGAACUUGUUAUACCAAACAUCAACAUAUCGAUAAUACAUAAAUAUCAACUCUAUGUAGCUGUCGCGGUGAAAACAAGUUAUUCGCACUUUAUUGCAACAAAUUUCUGAAAAGGAAAAACUGAACUGGUAUACAUUUAUAUUCUAUAAACACACGCAAAUAGAAAGUUCAAUUAGCAGCAAAAGGUGACGACGCAAGCAAGACGAAGAAAAAAAUAUCAUCUACGUAUACGUAAAUUUUUAAGACAAUUAAGUCCAGUCAUCGUUGAUUUGGAUUGAAGACCAGCUUUGUGCAAAUAAUAAAAAUACAAAUAAUUUUAAAACGAGGAAAACAAAAUGUCCGCUGCUUUGACCGAAUUAGCGACACUCGACGUAACCGCAAUGGAGCGUGAAUUUUUUGAGUCCGACGCCGCUACCGCUAUGUCAUGCCGUGCACCCUUUCAACCCGAGGAACAAUACGAGCAGUUGCGCCGACCGAAUCCUGGACCAGGUGCCGCUAUUCCUAUCGCACCACAACUCUCCACUGCUUUGCCUCUGGAACAACAGGCCCACCUUUUUAAUGAAUUUGCCUCUGUUGGCUAUGCUCCGGCUGCAUUUGCACCAGGUCCUCCUGUUAGUUUUGCAGCUCCUUCACAGGCACCAAUUAUGGCCGACGUGGCGAGUGGAUUCGGGCAGUCAAAGCUUUCGGCUAGCGCGACUGUUUUUAUACCUAACCAAUCGAGUAACAGCAAUAUAGGUAAGCGUGGACCGCCACCGCAGCAACAGCAAUAUCAGCAUCAAUCGUCAGGGCCAGCACCUUAUGCUCAACAACACCAACAGCGUUAUUUGAAUGGUCUCAAGCAGCAGCAUCAGCAGCAAAAAAAUUACAAUCAUCACCAGCAAAAUCUGCAGUAUAACAAUGAUAUGCAAAAGCUGUCAAACUCGGUUCAAGCUCGUCUGCAUAUUGGUCAACAGCCACCGCAUAAUGGUGCAAUGAGCAAUUACUAUCAACAGCAGCAGCCGCAGCAGCAGCAAUAUUUCCACCAGCAACCACAACCAUCGACUUCAUCGGCGGCUGUUUCGACUUCGUCGGCCUCGUCCCAUCCUGACAUGGAAACAAUUGCUUUAGAAUAUCUCGAUACUGUAAUACAUUGCCUUAACCAGAAUCCCGGACAAUUCGAUACGAUUGCAUCACGUUUCCUAACAAUCUUUGAUGGCAUGGAGAGUAAUAAUUAUGUGCUCUCAAUCGCCAUGGAGGAUAUAUUUGAAAAAUCAAUUGAACAACCAAAUUUUCGGUACAUGGGAGCUAAACUGUAUAAUUUACUGCAUAUGCUCAAUCUCAAGCCGGAUUCGCUGUUUCACAACUUGCUUAAAUGUAAGCUUGACUAUCACCGUGCUGAGGUAGAUAAGUAUAUGCAAUCGGUAGAACAGCAGCAAAAGGUGAGGGAGACAGCCCUCUUUCUAGCCGAAUUGUACAUGCAAUUGCGUGGCGAUGAUGACGCCCGUAUCCAGCUCAUUGCCGUUAAUAUAGUGUACUCGCUGAAACAACUUUUAGCAUAUGAGAGUUCUGAUAAUGUGCGCUGUAUUUGCCAGACAUUGAAGUUGGCCGGUUACGACCUAAGCGCUGAUUGCAAACAGGACAUGCAAUAUAUUAUUGCUUUAUUACAGGCGUUUGAAUUUAAGUCGCCUGGUAAAUACGCUAUGGUUGCCAAUGUGAUUGCAUUGCAACAAAACAAUUGGGGACGGAAAGUUUCGAAUGCUCUUGGUGGAGAUGAUGAUGCUGUUGCAAAGCCACCAGAGCCACCACGCUUGAGCGACGAACCCGUUUUUUAUGGCCCAGAUGGACGCGAGCUUACAGCCGAGGAAACUGAUUUUCUUGCCGCUGAAGAUGAUGCCACCGGCAGCGAUGGCGACGAAUUUGAUGUAAGAGAUAACGAUUUGGAUCUCGACCCGGAAAUGGACGAAGAGACUGAGCGUGCUUACAAGGACUUCUGUAAACAAGGAAAACAAUCGCAGGCAAACAAGAAAUCUUAGAUUUUGUAUGUGUGAAAAAUGUGUGGUGUUAAUUUGGCGUGGCAGUAAGGAUACAUUUUAAGUAUACUCACAUAUUUAAAGGGGAUACCUGACAAAUUAUUGGUUGUGUAGUUGCAAUUUGAAUUUUUUUUGUUUUUAAAAAUUUUUUAUUUUUAAUUGGUUACAAAUUAUUUGUGAUAUAUGACAUCUAUGCUUAGCUUUUGUAUUACAUACAUAUUUAUGUCCAUAUGUGUGUAUAUGUGUGCACAGAUUUUGGUAACGGCACAUUCAGAAGCACUUCUCAAUAUUUUAAAUACCUUGUUUUUAUGAAAUAGGUACACAUUUAAAAAAAUCUUAACAUUUUCUUUAACCUUCUGCCACGCCGAUGCGUUAUAACACAAACACUUUUUGAGACUCGUACAAAUAGUAUUCGUAUGCCUACACAUCCAUACAUAUGUAGAUUCAUAACUGCAAACACAUUCAAUUUAAAUUGCAUUCUCUUGAUCAUAUAAAUUUAAAAACAACAGCCACGCUUAAUUUUUUAAUUAAUUUUAAUUAAUGUUAAAAAAAAACGAUUUAAAUAUAUAAAUAAACCUUUGAAUCGCGA